Molecule: messenger RNA, 598 nt
Organism: Aquila chrysaetos chrysaetos
Lineage: Eukaryota; Metazoa; Chordata; Aves; Accipitriformes; Accipitridae
Product: nascent polypeptide-associated complex subunit alpha, muscle-specific form-like
Exons: 2
Coding region: 1-513 (170 amino acids)
Source: RefSeq, a predicted model, not a curated record
AUGUCACCUGGCUUGUUUGUCACCUUGCGCUGGCACCCCGUCACCCCCCACCCCGGGUCUCCUCACCCCAGGAUGCUGCGGGGUGGGAUGACGCCCACGGUCCCGUCUCCACGGUGGUGGCCAGGACUACGGGAUGCUGCCGGCAGCUGGGACAUGGGGCCAGCUUCACCGGGGACAGCUGGUGGCAGGGGGACGUCCCCAAGCGAGUGCCAGAUGCACCGGGAGCACCUCAUUGGGGCGGGUUCCUCGAUGGGUGCCACCGUCCCAAACGCUGGAGGAACCCACGCACCCAGGCGAGGUGCCCCUGCUGUGGCGCCGGCACCCACGGGGACCCGCUGCCACCCAGAGGUGACACCCGCUCGGGGUGACGCCAGCCCGGGGGUGACACCGGCUGGAGAGGGUGAUGCCAUCCGGGGCCCCACCAGCCGCAAUCACUGCCCCUCACUCACCGGCCGUGGGGUCCCCCCCCCGCCCCGCAACUUCAGCUCUGUGAUCCCAGGGGACACGCGGUGACAGACCCUUGUCCCUGUGUCCCGGGGGGAUCCUGCUCCCCCCCCCCCCCCCAAUUUUAUACUCCAAAUAAAGAGGGCUUUUGCAA